GACAUGCAGGUUGUCCUCCAUAGGGAUGCAUAGCCUGUGUGAGCUCAGUUCACCAAUCCCCAGGGACAGCAGGUCGUGUCACGUGACUCUGCCCAUACAAUUGCCCUGCUGUAAAGUCUGCCACAGUCACUCGCGCUCACAGGUCAGCGGAGCACAGCAGAAGCAAGGCGUCUUCCUGAGGAUUCUCACCCGAUCCGGGCGUCCUACUCCCUGCAGGGUGACCAGAGGAGGAAUCCUGGAGCCUGGGACAGACUUCUCCAACUUGUGCAGAGCCCAGAGCAGAGUACUUAUCCUCUGCAGAUCUGGAAGAGGGAUCUACGCCUGGUCCUGGAAGAGGGGAUCUUACUAGUCCUGGAAGCCUGGAGAGCCUUUAUUUCCCUUUCUUGUUUUCAUCCUUCCAUUGGAUCUAGUCUGAACUGAGAGAAGAUGUACCAAAGCCUGGCUCUCACUUCCAACCACGGCCAAUCCGCCUAUACUCAUCAUGACUCCACCAAUUUCCUCCACCCGACUUCCAGCCCUCCAGUCUACGUGCCCACCAGCAGGGUGCCCGCCAUGCUUCAGCCGCUGCCUUACCUCCAGAGCUGUGAGGGUGCUCACCAAGGACACCACCUGGGCAGCCACCCUGGGUGGCCGCAGACGGCCAACGAGAGCCACGCUUUCAACGGCAGCAGCCCCCAUACCCCUUCGGGGUUCACCUACUCCCACAGCCCACCGGUGGGCAACAACACUGGCAGGGAGGCAGCCUACCACCACCAGAGCCCCCUGAUGCUGAGCGGGGGCACGCGGGAACAGUAUGGCAAUGCCCUGGUGCGUUCAGUCAAUGGCUCUUACUCCACGCCGUACCCCUAUGUCAGCCCGGAGAUGGCACCUACCUGGGCAUCGGGGCACUUUGACGGCUCCAUGCUGCACACUUUGCAGGGAAGAUCGGCCUUGUCUGGCAGGAGAUCCAGUCUGGAAUUCCUUGAAGAUUUCCAUGCUGAGGGCAGGGAAUGCGUCAACUGUGGUGCAAUGUCUACGCCUCUUUGGAGACGAGAUGGCACUGGACACUACCUGUGUAAUGCCUGCGGACUAUACCACAAAAUGAAUGGAAUCAACAGGCCACUUGUGAAACCUCAGAAAAGGCUGUCUUCUUCUCGACGUGCUGGACUGUGCUGUACAAAUUGCCACACGACUACCACCACCUUGUGGAGGCGAAACUCCGAUGGAGAACCAGUAUGCAACGCCUGUGGCCUUUACAUGAAACUACACGGGGUUGCUCGACCUCUAGCUAUGAAGAAAGAAAUCAUACAGACACGAAAAAGAAAGCCCAAAAGCGUGAAGGGAAAGUCCUCCAUAGGGUCAUCAGCUUCGGCUAAUACCUCACCAUCCUCAGUUACAACAGACACCACACCGGUAUUAAAAACAGAACCUGCUCUCUCUGUACAUUACUCUGGGCAGGGGAUGGGAGCUGCUUCUCAGGGUCAAAGCCAAACGGAUGAUCUUGUACCUGGGUCCCAUGAGCUAAAAUUUAUUUCAGAUGAAUACCCCUUCAGUCAAACUGGUUUGAGCCAGCAGUCAGGACUUAACGUUCCUCUUCGUCAGGACUCGUGGUGUGCACUAGCACUUGCUUAAAUUAAAACUGCUCUGGGGCAGAAAGACAGUUGUGUGUGAACUAGACAUGUGCCAAAGGGGCUCUUCUCAGCACAAUACUUUAAAGCAACACAAGAUGGGAACUUAGGGGUUACAAUCAAUGGUUGCAAGUCUGGAAACCUCAGGAAGAAGAUAUGUUGUGGGUAUGAUGUCUGGUGUUCCCAGCAUCCUGCGCCUCAGGAGGAAAAGACCACUUUCCCCGAGGACGAUGUAGCGUCUUGUAUGAGAUCCAGAAGGUGAUGGGACGGGGUCAGGACAAUCACAGAAAACCAAAAAUGAUUUACAAUUUGCUUUUUUUUGGAAGCCUUAAAUUGUCACGGCGGCAGGGGAAUCUUCUUACCCAAAAUCCUUGAUGUCUUCGACAAUCAAAAAAAGAAAAGAAUAUUGGAACUGGAGAUUAUCAAAUGACAGAAACACUACUUCAACCCUUGGGACAAAAUAAAAGGACAAGCAUUCCUAGCGUCUUUUAAAAAGAUAUUUUUCUGAUUACUUCCCUCUUCAUACCUUAAGUGCAAUUGGUUUCACUUUCCAAAAAAGUGAAAAUGUGGCGCAGAGAUAAAAUUAUUUUAUCUAACUAUUGGCACAAAGUUGUGUGCACUUUUUACCUGUAAAUUACAUGUUUUUUCUUCAGUUCAGGUUUAUUGUAAUAAUUGUUGAUUUAUAAAUUGCCAGUUUAAGGCAAAACUCA
Messenger RNA from Rana temporaria (common frog), 2317 nucleotides. RefSeq names its product GATA binding protein 5 (gene GATA5). The transcript has 7 exons. The coding region runs from base 427 to 1611 and encodes 394 amino acids. The record is from RefSeq and is a predicted model, not a curated record. Gene Ontology annotation, cellular component: nucleus. Gene Ontology annotation, molecular function: zinc ion binding; DNA-binding transcription factor activity, RNA polymerase II-specific; RNA polymerase II cis-regulatory region sequence-specific DNA binding. Lineage: Eukaryota; Metazoa; Chordata; Amphibia; Anura; Ranidae. Gene Ontology annotation, biological process: negative regulation of transcription by RNA polymerase II; cell fate commitment; cardiac muscle tissue development.